AUGCCAAAUCUUACAACAAUUCAUAGUUUAAUACAAAAUAAUAAUGAUAAUUUAACAAAAGGUAAAUUUCGAUUGGGUGUGAGUGGGUGUGGGUACAAUAGCAAUAUAUAAUACCUACACUCACAC
Adineta steineri is the source of this 126-nucleotide messenger RNA. Lineage: Eukaryota; Metazoa; Rotifera; Eurotatoria; Adinetida; Adinetidae. The record is from the annotation of a GenBank genome assembly.